AUGCGUAUGAAAGAUUUUGAUUCUAAAUGGUGUGACUGGGUUCAGAAGUAUAUUGAAAAAGUUAGUGUAGGAAUUCGGAUAUGCUGGCCAUACUCAUUGCUAGAACCAAAGAGGAUGGCCAGCGGGAUGGCCCAUUUCGAAAAAAAGAAGGAGGCCAUUGCUGCUCUCCCUGAGAGGCUGCAAGCUGCUGCUUUGAUUCCUGACAUGACACCGUUCCCUGCAAACCGGUACAUGGCAACACUCACGCCACCAAUUGAAGGGUAUAUUGAGAAGGUGCGGGAUGCUGCCAAGAAGUAUUCCGUGAAGGAGAAGCUCCGCUGA
Messenger RNA from Lolium perenne, 321 nucleotides. RefSeq lists its product as uncharacterized. Gene Ontology annotation, cellular component: mitochondrial large ribosomal subunit; mitochondrial ribosome. NCBI's taxonomy places the organism in Eukaryota, Viridiplantae, Streptophyta, Magnoliopsida, Poales, Poaceae. The record is from RefSeq and is a predicted model, not a curated record.